ACCAUAACCCAAAAGCAACUAAGGAGGAAGUCGGCAAAGCAUACGAAGCAUAUAAUGACUUCUAUGUCAAAUUCCAUCAAGACCACCCCAACGCGACCACGGAUUGCUACGAGGAAUUUCUCGAAACUCUCGGUAAGCAAG
This is a messenger RNA of Paraglomus occultum, 141 nucleotides long. The record is from the annotation of a GenBank genome assembly. Lineage: Eukaryota; Fungi; Glomeromycota; Glomeromycetes; Paraglomerales; Paraglomeraceae.